AUGUCAGAAUUAGAUCAACUUGAUGUUAAACUUGUGGAUCAAGAUGAAUUAGAAACAUCAAUCACAAAGAAAGCUAACAAAGUUUUACUACUGAAAGAUGUUGAGCUUGAUGAGAAACGGUUGGAGAAAGCCACAAAGUUGCUUGAAAGAACCAAAAGGCAAAUUACAGCAUUAUCAAAUCAAUUAUCAAAUCCAAGGACUAAAAUUAGUGAAAGAAAAAGACUCAAAGAUGAGAUAUCUUAUAUAGAAGAAAACGACUUGGCUCCUCAACUCCGAGAUGUGGAUGAAAUUAAAAAGAGAUUACAGGAGAAUACCAAACAGAUAAAUGAUAAGACCCCUCUGCAAAAAAAUAGUAGUGAUAGGUUACCGGAUGAAUCAGAAAGAGAUUAUUUGAUUAGGACAGGUAAGAUCACAGCAUUUGGGAAUGAAAACGCGUUCCAACUGGGUGAAGAUCAUGAAUUAGAACAAACGAGUCACGUCUUUUUACGUGAACCAGGAAUUGAUCAAGAUAUUGAAUCUGAACCUGAAGAAGUUGGUAAUGAUGACGAUGAAGAUUAUGUUUAUGAGGAAGAUAAAAAACAUGAUGAUGAGGAAUAUGUGAAUGACCAAGAUGAAGUUGAUGUGGAUACGGACGAAGAUGACUCACGAAACAUUGAUGAUGGUGAUGAAAGUCUAUAUCAGAAAAGACUACAAACAUGGGUACGCAAGAGGUCGUCGUUAAGACCACAUUCAGAUGACCUGGAAAAUAAAGAUACUCCAGAAUGGUUUCUACCGCAUCCUACUAUUGCUGAUGCUAAAUUAAAUGAGAACUUCAGGCUACCUGGUGAUAUUUAUCCAUCCUUGUUUGAUUAUCAAAAAACGUGUGUUCAAUGGCUAUGGGAAUUAUAUUCUCAAAAGACUGGUGGUAUUCUAGGUGAUGAGAUGGGUUUGGGUAAAACUAUUCAAAUCAUUUCGUUUUUAGCAGGACUACAUUAUUCGGGACUACUUGAUAAACCUGUUUUAAUUGUGGUUCCAGCUACUGUUUUAAACCAAUGGGUUAAUGAGUUUCACCGGUGGUGGCCGCCAUUGAGAUGUGUUAUUUUGCACAGUAUUGGUUCUGGUAUGAAUGGAAAAAACAUAAAUGAAGCAAAACUUGAAGAAUUCUUGGAAAAUGCAGACCCUAAUUCGUCUAAAAGCUCCUUGCUGGGAGUGAAAAGUCAGAUAAAUGCUAAAGAAAUCAUUGAUAGAGUAAUGGAAAAGGGGCAUGUGUUGGUGACAACUUAUGUUGGACUAAGGAUUUAUUCUAAAUAUUUACUUCCUCGUGAAUGGGGGUAUGUGGUUCUUGAUGAAGGUCAUAAAAUCAGAAACCCAGAUCUGGAUAUUUCCUUGACCUGCAAAAUGAUUAAGACAGUCAAUAGAAUUAUCUUAUCAGGUACUCCAAUUCAGAAUAACCUUAUUGAAUUGUGGUCGUUGUUUGAUUUUGUGUUUCCUGGAAGGUUGGGAACAUUGCCUGUUUUCCAGCAGCAAUUUUCAAUCCCAAUUAAUAUUGGUGGUUAUGCUAACUCGAAUAAUCUUCAGGUUAAAACAGCAUAUAAGUGUGCUGUUGUUUUGAGAGAUUUGAUAUCUCCCUAUAUGUUGCGUAGGCUCAAAAGUGAUGUUGCGAAAGAUUUGCCAAAGAAGAACGAAAUGGUUUUAUUUGUCAAAUUAACAAAACCCCAACAGGAGUUGUAUGAAAAAUUUCUUCAAAGCGAAGAUUUGGAUUCUAUAUUGAAAGGAAAGAGAAAUAUGUUAAUGGGGAUAGAUAUUUUGCGAAAGAUUUGUAAUCAUCCAGAUUUGGUUUAUCGGGAUGCCAUGAUGAAGAAAAAGAGCUAUGGAGAUCCAUCAAGAUCAGGCAAAAUGCAAGUAUUGAAGAAUUUGUUGCAAAUAUGGCAGAGUGAAGAUCACAAAACGUUAUUGUUUUGUCAGACUAGACAGAUGUUGGAUAUUUUGGAAAAAUUUGUGGCCAACUUGCCAUUGUUGAAUGGUGGCGAGUUUAAUUAUUUGAGAAUGGAUGGGAGUACCCCUAUUUCUAGAAGGCAGAUGUUAGUAGACAAGUUCAAUCGUGAUCCCAAUAUGCAUGUCUUCUUGUUAACCACAAAAGUUGGUGGUUUGGGCGUUAAUUUGACUGGUGCCGAUAGAGUUAUUAUCUAUGACCCAGAUUGGAAUCCUUCAACAGAUAUUCAAGCAAGAGAGAGAGCAUGGAGAUUAGGGCAAAAGAAGGAUAUCACUAUCUACAGGUUGAUGACAACAGGUUCAAUUGAAGAAAAGAUUUAUCACCGUCAAAUUUUCAAAACUUUUUUGACCAAUAAGAUUUUGAAAGACCCGAAGCAAAGAAGGUUCUUUAAAGCUAAUGAUUUACAUGAUUUGUUCACUUUGGGAGACCAAGAUGAAGAAGGUACCGAAACUGAGGCAAUGUUCAAUGAAAAAAAUAACAACAAUGGAAGUUCAUUAUUCACCAAAAAGUACAAGAAUGAUGAUGAUUUUUAUCAAGUUGCAAAGAUUGCUGGUGUUUCCAAAUUAGAUAAAUUUGAAGAUGGUGAAGAUGAAGAUGGAAAUGAUAAACAACUGGAAAAUAAAGACGAUAGCCGAGUGAUGUCAAGUAUAUUUUCAACUGGAGGUGUUCAUAGUACUUUGGCUCACGAUGAUAUUGUCAAUUCUCAAAGCAAAGAAGACCCAACAAAUAUGCUUGAAAACGAAGCUAGUAAGAUUGCUAAUGCUGCUGCAGAAGCAUUGAAGGAGUCAAGAAAACAGGCUAGAAAAAAUAAAAUCGGAGUCCCGACUUGGACGGGAAAAUUCGGAUCGGUUCCGAAAAAACGAAAAAUUAACUCGUCAAGUAGUAUUCUUGCAAAUUUGAAAAAGAAAAAUGAGAUAAAGGAUUCGAAACAGAAAGUUGCUGAUGUUCCAUUAGAUAGGAAGCAAAUGAUUGAAAAGUUGGUUACUUAUCUAAAUACUGUGGAAGAUAAUUUCAGCACAUCAAAUGAAAUUGUAAAGAAAGUAGAUUUAUCUAUGAAAUCAGAGGAAGAUAUGGUGUUGAUCAGAUCAAUGUUACGCGAGGUUGCGGUAUGGGACUCGGCCCGAAAAGGUUGGAAGUUGAAAGAUGAGUUUGUAGAUUAA
This is a messenger RNA of Candida tropicalis MYA-3404, 3132 nucleotides long. Its product is annotated as DNA-dependent ATPase. The transcript has a single exon. NCBI's taxonomy places the organism in Eukaryota, Fungi, Ascomycota, Pichiomycetes, Serinales, Debaryomycetaceae. The record is from RefSeq and is a predicted model, not a curated record. Gene Ontology annotation, cellular component: nucleus. Gene Ontology annotation, molecular function: ATP binding; ATP-dependent chromatin remodeler activity. Gene Ontology annotation, biological process: transcription-coupled nucleotide-excision repair. Bases 1 to 3132 code for a protein of 1043 amino acids.